AUGAAGUACUGCAGCGCAAUCCUCCUUGCAGCCUUUGCUGCCACCAAUGUCUUUGCCCACGGUGUCGUAACAGACGUUCAGGGCGCCAAUGGCGUGACCUUGCCUGGCUUGUCCCUUAUCGAUGACACGCCCCGCGACUGCGCAUCGCCCCGUUGCGGUUCCGAGGCCGACACCUCUAUCAUUCGUAAGAACGAAUUGGGUACUUCAAAGGCUUCUGCUCUUGGCCGUACAAAUGGCGGUGGUCCGGUUGAUGCCGCCGCCAUGAUUUCCCUCUUCAUGGAUGGUGCUAGUGGCAACAGCACUUCUGUCAAGAAGGCCCGCGAGCUUCAUCUCGCCAAACUCGCCGCCCGUGGUCUACUGCCACGCCAGAGCGGCGGCACGAAGACUCCCAAGGGCACCGUUGAGACGGGCGUCAAGGCGGCCACCGGCGCUGCCGCAUCAGACGGUCUGCCUACAACCGCAGAUGACGGCACCCUCACAAUGACCUUCCAUCAAGUCAACCAGGAUGGCGCUGGCCCUCUCACAGCGGCUGUAGAUGCGACCUCUGGCGGCACAGAUCCUUCAGCCUUCAAAACUGCCCAGGUCACUCAGAAUGUCCCUGGCAUCGGCAUCGGCGGACUUUCGGGCGCCACUACCAUGGAUUUCCCUGUCGCGAUUCAGAUGCCGGCAGGCAUGACCUGCCAGGGCUCUGUUGGUGGCGCCGAGAACGUCUGCAUCGCUCGCCUGCAAAACUCGGCUCUGGCUGGACCUUUCGGUGGCUCUGUCGCCUUCACACAGAGCCCGGCUGCGAAGAAGCGCGCUAUCGAGUAUAACUUGGCCAAGCGCCGAUUCGCAAGAUCUUUCAAGAAGGAGGAGUAA
Messenger RNA from Phaeoacremonium minimum UCRPA7, 858 nucleotides. RefSeq names its product putative mas3 protein. The record is from RefSeq and is a predicted model, not a curated record. Lineage: Eukaryota; Fungi; Ascomycota; Sordariomycetes; Togniniales; Togniniaceae. The transcript has a single exon. Bases 1 to 858 code for a protein of 285 amino acids.